CGAAAGCCAGAUUCGCCCGCAUUCUCGCUGGACCCGCGAGCAAUACCUACCGACCCGCAAAACACGCCAGGCUUCUUCUCACCACACAGUUUCUGAGGCGUUCAUUGCAUCCCAUGUUUUUCAAAAAAGACAAGCCCCAGUCAUCGGCCAAGGUCAACGAGCAGGUCACGUAUACGCCGUUUGACCGGCCCAGUGCCGGGUGCAAAGCACCGGCCAAGACCGAAUUGACCGCCGAGGAAAAGAAGAAAUACGGCCUUGUUCUUGCCCACAUGGCGGCGGAAUCCUUGCGGAUCGCGCCCAGCGAGGAGGCACUUAAAAACGGGCCCCGUGACCUGUUCUCGCCGCUCACUGUGGACGAAAAGGCGUGGCUCUCGCGGGAAUGCAUUUUGCGGUACUUGCGUGCUACGAAAUGGGACCACGAAAGUGCAGCCAAGCGGAUCGAGGCCACGUUGGCGUGGCGCCGCGAGUUCGGGCUCUCGAAAAUGUCCGAGGCCGAAAACGAGCUCAACCUGCUGGUGGUGGCGCCCGAAAACGAGACGGGCAAAGAGGUGAUUCUAGGCUUUGACAACGACUCGCGGCCCUGCCUUUACUUGAAGCCCGGGAGGCAAAACACCAAAACCAGCCACAGGCAGGUCCAGCACAUGGUGUACAUGCUCGAGAGGGUGAUUGAUUUCAUGCCGUCGGCGCAGGACUCGUUGGCUCUUCUUAUCGACUUCAAGGCGUCGCCUGCAGGCACCGUCAGCACCAAGAUUCCUCCGGUGAACAUCGGCAGACAAGUGUUGCACAUUUUGCAGACACACUACCCGGAGCGGUUGGGCAAGGCUCUCUUGACCAACAUCCCCUUGCUUGCAUGGACGUUUUUGAAGAUCAUCCACCCGUUCAUCGACCCGCUUACCCGCGAGAAGUUGGUCUUUGACCAGCCGUUCCCUGAAUAUGUGCCCGUGGCGCAGCUCGACAAGGAUUUUGGGGGCGAGGUCAACUUCGAGUAUGACCAUGCCAAGUACUGGGAUGUGAUGGUGGAAAUGGCCCUGGAGAGAAAGAGACUGUAUGUCAAGAGAUUCGAGGCCUUCGGCUCCCAGAUCGGUUUAUCCGAGGAGGACUUGCGGGGCGACGAAGCGGAGUUGAGGUACUCCGUGGAUUGGUACAUGUGAGUAGUAUAUGUGAGUAGUAUGGGCUUCCCGGUGGCACGUUUUCAAUAUUAUAUUUCUAUGCAAUUCUUCU
Messenger RNA from Metschnikowia bicuspidata var. bicuspidata NRRL YB-4993, 1221 nucleotides. It is a transcript of the gene PDR16, whose product is annotated as phosphatidylinositol transporter. The transcript has a single exon. The record is from RefSeq and is a predicted model, not a curated record. Bases 114 to 1151 code for a protein of 345 amino acids. Gene Ontology annotation, molecular function: phosphatidylinositol transfer activity. Lineage: Eukaryota; Fungi; Ascomycota; Pichiomycetes; Serinales; Metschnikowiaceae.